AUGCCUGAGUCUAUCGAGUCUGAUCCCAAUCACUAUCCCAAGAUCCAGUUCCGCAACCCGCCCUUCACCUUUCAUCGUUCUCUCGCGCGGUUCUGUAUCCCUCUAUCCAAGUUUACAAAGCUAUCGAGCAAUCAAGGCAAGAGGAUACGUGCGAGCGUGGUCAUAUCCGAGCCUUACCUCCCGGGGACAUCGAAUGAAGGUCCUGGAUCAAGUGCAACGACACCCUUCGUGUCUCGGCUCCUCGUGGUCCAGCGCUCGGCUCAUGAUGCAGCUUUUGCGAAUAACUGGGAGCUCCCAGGAGAACAUGCAGAGUUUGGUGUCGACCAAACGUUGCUGGAGACUGUGGUGAGGGGAACGAGGGAAAAGACAGGGCUAAGGGUAACCGGAAUCAAGAGGGAACUCAAAGGCUUGGAAUACCACCUGUCAGGCGGAGGAGUGAGCAAGCAGUUCGUGUUUUGGGUCGACGUGCAGGGUCUGGAGGGCACGAGGGGGGUUCAAAGUGUCCAAGGUUCACAUAUGGAGGGAGAAUCAAUGCGGACUCUGAUCCGGCUCGAUCCUAUCGAGCAUCAAGCUUGGAAAUGGGUGUCUGAACGUGAUGUCGAUGGUCUUCACACGACGGCAGAGACGAAGGAGUGUAUACUCAGUGCUUUGACGGUGAUAGGGCAAGGAAGCAAGUGA
This is a messenger RNA of Kockovaella imperatae, 678 nucleotides long. RefSeq lists its product as hypothetical. The record is from RefSeq and is a predicted model, not a curated record. Lineage: Eukaryota; Fungi; Basidiomycota; Tremellomycetes; Tremellales; Cuniculitremaceae. The coding region runs from base 1 to 678 and encodes 225 amino acids. The transcript has a single exon.